UUAAAUUAGAUACACUCGGAGAUGGGCUACAUAAUUGGUAAUCAUUCAAUACAAAUUGAUCAAUUGUAUAAAUUGAUACAUUACACAAUAUUGAUAAAAUCAUAGCAAAACAGCAGAAAAGGACAAGCAAAAACAUGUACGGAGUAUUGCAACAGAAUAUGACAUGCAAAGGAAACCUACACGAACCUACGGGGCCGGACAAGUUUAAAUGUUUCAUUAUUGUGGUCGUCAUGACGCUCAUUAUUCUUGGCAAUUUAUGCUGCCUCGUCGUGUUCAACCAUCCUCGGUCGAAGCGAAUCUUUAUGAAGCGUGUGAGGUAUAUGAUGACGUCACUGUGUUGCACGGACCUCGGCAUCGGGUUGCUCGUCUGCCCAUCAACUAUCUACUCUUCGCUCUACCACUGCUGGCCGUUCGGAGAUGUCUUUUGCCGCAUUGAAGCUCUCUUAAUCUCUGCGCUUUUCCACGAGUCAACUCUCAACAUGGUGCUGAUUGCGGCGGACCGGUAUUGCAUCGUCCAUUUGCGAUGGUACAAUAGCUACAUGAGCUCCACACGCUUCUUGGUGCUCAUCAUUUCGACCUGGAUAGUGGUUUUUACCUGCUAUUCCAUCGUCAUUUUUGCCGGAGGGCAAUAUUACUACGAUGAGUUUGGAAUAAAUUGUGAACCAUUUUAUGAAAACGAAAAGGUUACAUUGUCUGUAAUCAGCAUUUUCUAUUUCCUGCCCGCUCUUAUAUUUGUGUUCAGCUACAUUUCAAUCUACCGAACGGCUUGCAAAAGAAAGAUGUUGACAAUCUCUCGGGAUGACAAGCAUGGAAGGAUGGUGUCUGCUAACAUUAGGACAUCAAAGUAUCUAGCGGCGAUAACGGUGGGCUUCUUUGUGGCGAUUUCACCUUGGACUUUGACCACUCUUAUCAUUGUAGCCGAGAAGAUAAGUAUCAACAUUCACCUAGACUUCACCGUGACGUGGCUGGCACUUAGCAACAGUUUCUGGAACUGUCUAAUUUACGGCGCCAUGAACCGGAAGUUCCGACGCGCGGCUAAGCAGCUUGCGUGUGGGUUUUUAGUUAAAUCACAAACGGAAUCUACCGAUAAGUCAACGGAAGAUUUUAGCGCCGUUGGGGAUUCGACGUAUUCGCGGUACAAGCAGCGUUCUAUUCAGAAGGUUAGAAAUAGAUACAAGGAGACGCCAGCUUCUGAUACAUCACCACAAACAGUUAGACAUGUGAAGGAAACUGUUAUCAUGUAAAAUGACAAUGUAAUUAGUGUACUAUUUAUUCGUUUCAUCCCAAAAUAAGUGCAUGAUGUAUUAAGUAUUUUUAUUUAUAAACAAAAAAUAAUUUCAGCGCUUUCAUCUCAAAUAUAUGUAUAACUCUGAUUCUGUUUCUUAGUGUGUUCUUUAAAAAAAAUCUGAGUGCAUGUACAUUAUAAUGUUAUCAAUAAAACGAAGCUGCAUUCUUAUACAAAGGAAAUCAGCAUUUGUUUUCAUUAGAAGAUUUAAGUCUUGACUAUAAUUUCCGUCCAGUUAAGUUGUUUCGAUUAUUGAAUCCUUUUGACUUAGUAAGUAGUCCCUCCUUUUUGUCUCGUAUUUCAUAACAUAGUUACAUGUGCUAGUUGAACUGUGUGAAGUAUGUCUAGUCUUGUAAGAUCAUUGAUAUUUCCUUACAUAACUUUUCUCCUUCACAAUGCGGUUUAAUCCUGCCCACAUUAAAGACGUGUGCGGCUUACAUUUACGAUUUGAUUUUGGUGUACGCUGUGAUACAAUAUGAUUACAAAAUAAAACUAUUUCUAUCA
Molecule: messenger RNA, 1789 nt
Organism: Mya arenaria
Lineage: Eukaryota; Metazoa; Mollusca; Bivalvia; Myida; Myidae
Product: probable G-protein coupled receptor 21
Exons: 2
Coding region: 135-1244 (369 amino acids)
Biological process (GO): G protein-coupled receptor signaling pathway
Cellular component (GO): membrane
Molecular function (GO): G protein-coupled receptor activity
Source: RefSeq, a predicted model, not a curated record